ACGAUGUAGACCCCCAUCCAUAAUGCAAAUCACGCGCGCAUGGCCUCGGCGCAUUGAUGCAUGUGUUAUGUACCAUCUCGGAUUGGGUGUGACCAGCGCGGCGGCACUGUACGAAACGACGACUCACACGCAAACACAACGCUCGGGCCAUCAUCGCUUGAAAAUAUUCCAAUAAAUAACGCUCUCUAUAUAUGUGUUUUAAUAAUAAACAUAUAACGUUGACUGAUUAUAAACGUGUGGGGAGUUCAUGCUGUUGUGAGCAAGGUACCGUCGGAGGGAUUUUUCCUGUGUGUGUGUGAUUUUGGUUUUCUGUGACUGUGGAGACUGAUCUUCUAUUCUAAGAGACGACUGUGAGGAAAUUCUCUCUACACUAUGGCAGAAGGAGGAUGUUGCGAUUGUGCAUUAUGCCGUUGUCUGAGGCGAGUACCGUAUGGGACCUUAUUUGCCAUCUUGCUUCUAGCUGGUGGUUUGGCUCUACUGACCUACGAGACGCUAACUAUUCGAUAUGUUGCUCAAGAGAUGUUCCUUACAGCCCAAGUUAAUGUAAAUAGCGUUCUCUACGAAGGGACUGGAACUUUAUUCUGGGUGCUGAUCUCAGCUGUAGCCGUCAUGGGUCUAUUUGGGUUUCUACUCCUGGUCUUUGCGUGUCUCACUAGUGGACCAUCUGGCCAGAAUACAUGUGGACAAGAACGCACCAGAUGCAUUGGCAUGUGCAGCACCGAUAUUUUAAUCAUGGUCACCUAUGGAGUGUGUGCAAUCUGGAUCGCACUGACUGUGGUGCUUGCCAUGCCAUUUACAUUCAUGCUGAUGGUACGUUCAUACUGCAAGACUGUCACACCUAAGUCAUGUAUCGAUCUCUCUCAUUAUGGUUUGACAGCUAGAGUUGCGAAGACUUCCGCUAGCAGCAAUGCUACCGACCUGAGUGUCUGCGGAGCGAGUCUGACGGGCUUUUGCGACAAGAAUGGCUCUAUUUGGCUGUCGUCUUUCCUCGCCAUGACUGCAUGUAUCCUCAUUGUCAUUGCCUUGAUUCACUUCUUGAUGGCCCUGUCCGCCAACCACACAUACCAGAAGAUGCUGUCCGGUGACCAACCCACUCGCACCAAGUACGGCAACGACUACCGCCGAGCUUACGGCGAUGCCGACAUACCCCUCCAAGAACCCCUCAACAUUCACGACGAAAGCACACGAUUUUGAAGUGAGGCUUGGAGACAAAGAAUUGACGUGGUUCGCAUGGCAACUGUCUCGUCUGGAUCUGACAACUAUUAGAAAAAGAUACCUGGGUUCAAUUAAAGUCAAGGUACCAGACUGAAGUAAAAGGGGAAAUGUGUGUGAAUGAAAUUUAAGUGAGUUAUUGAUCAACGGGUUUUUAGACACUGAGCUCUGAAGUCAAAACUUUUAUGGUGGGGUAGUUUUGAUGGACGUGAUGCCGUGAAGUUUAAACUGUCAUGACAAGACGAAUUGCCCAAAACCAUCGCAUCUAAGCCUUAUAAAGAUCCUUGAUCUACUCCUUCAUUUAGUAGUUUUGACGAGUUUUUCUCAAUUUUGAGAGAAACGGUCAAACAUUGUCGUUCAAUUUUUGGAGAUGUAGUCUGGUCGACAUAGGUAUCAUAGUAAAGAGUAGGAUUUAGUUGUACACAGAAUGGUUAGUCAGUUAGAUUUGAUACUAAAGGUAAACAUGCCAUGUCAAAUUUUGGUCUCCAAACAAAAAUAAACAUCACUGAAAACAUCACAAGUGAAAAAAAAAACAAAAAAACGCCACGGCAUUAGCGAAAAAGAAAAAAUGCACAAGAGCUUUCAGUUUAUAAUUAUAAUUGAUUAAUGUUGUGUGUAGUUAUAUUGGAAUAUAUGUAUAUUGGACUACUGUGUAUGUUUGGACAUAUGUCGCAAAAAAAAA
Asterias rubens (European starfish) is the source of this 1894-nucleotide messenger RNA. RefSeq lists its product as uncharacterized. The record is from RefSeq and is a predicted model, not a curated record. Lineage: Eukaryota; Metazoa; Echinodermata; Asteroidea; Forcipulatida; Asteriidae. The coding region runs from base 373 to 1194 and encodes 273 amino acids. Gene Ontology annotation, biological process: neuron projection development. The transcript has 7 exons. Gene Ontology annotation, cellular component: plasma membrane.